AUGAAACCACAUCUCAUUUUGUUAUUGUUUUGGGUAACGAAAGUAAAAAGCAUCGAAUUCAAGUAAGUGCUUUGUUGUUGUUGGAAACCUCAAAGAUAAAUCUUCAAUGAUAGUUUAGAAUUUUCGAGGACAUUUUACAAGUUCGAAGUCAAAACGGACUAUUUUUUCCCUUAUGCUCGAGUUCUUUUGAACAAAAAUUUGGAGAACAAGCAUGUUCUUCAGUCUCUUCUGUAUAUUCUGGAUAUAAUUUACAAAACUUGGAUCAAUAUACCUAUUCUAUUGGUUGUACUUCGAAUGUUUGUUUCAGUUUUUUGUCAUCAAUUUGUAAAACUGGUGUGAAGAUUUAUUGUGCCGAAAGUUGUCAGUUUUUUUGUUCUCAAAAAUUUUCACAGAAUUCCAUUUUAAAUAUUCAAAUGUUUUCAGUAUGUGCAAGUGGAAGUUUUCAAAUUGGUGCCAACAAAUGUAUCACUUAUUCGACCACUAUGGCUAAUGACUAUUCCGACGCAAAAUCAAAAUGUGGACAACUUUUAGGCUCCUUAAAACCAUCUGAACUCGAAACGUUGGCUGAAAUUUUGCCCGAGACAGGUCAGUUUUUUGAGAAAAAAAAAUACAAAAAAUAAAUAUUUACUCAAGAAUUUUGAGAGAGUGACACUCGGUGACACUGUUUUGAUGAAUCAUUUUUUUCGAAUAACCUGAUCUCCAAAAAGUUCCGUUUUUCCAGACACCCCAUUUUAUACGUCGGGUCUUCGAAAAGGUUCAAAUUGGGAAUGGGCGAAUGGAGAAACCCUUUCGAAUCCUUUGAAAAUUCCCGGAGAAGGAAGAUGUCUUGCAGUUAUUCGAGGAACUUUUCGAGCAAUCAAUUGUGAACACAGUGCAUUUUAUAUUUGUGAACAUGGAAGGGAAUGUAUUGAGAAAAGCAAAAAUUCCUCGAAGAAAUUGUUUUCGGGAGUGACGAAUGUGACUUCAAAUGGACAAAAAUGUUUGAGAUGGAAUGAUCCAACAGUUCUUUUUGAACAAGAAAAUUCGAUGGAAAUUGAUAUUUUUGAAAGCCAUAAUUUUUGUCGAUUUGUAGGGUUAGUUUGAAAAAAAGUUGAGAAAAAAUGAAGUGGGAUUUUUAAAGAAAAAAACCAAUUUUUCAAUGAGAAAACUUUAGUUUUCCAAAAUGAGAUAAUUUUUUUUAAUUCCAAAAAAAAGUUGCCACAUCAAGAAAAUUCUUGUCAUAUUUUUUUCUGAAAUUUCUUGAAGUUUAUUCCAGAAAUUCAACCUCUCCAAUGUGUUUCAUAAAACCGAAUCAACUUGAAAAAUGCGAACUUCCAAAUUGUCCCGAAACUCAAAAUGAUUCUCCAAUCUCAUCUUCUGAUAUUUCAUGCUCUUCUCCUUCAUUUUCAUGUGAUAAUGAUAGCAAAUGUAUUUCCGAUAAAUUCAAAUGCGAUUACGAAGUUGAUUGUUCAGAUGGUUCAGAUGAACAAAAUUGCGAAGAUUAUUUGGAAUCCUUCGAACUUGUUGGCGCAUAUAAAUUAGCUGAAAAUGUUAUCGAAGUUUGGACUUUUAUUCCACAUGUUCAAGGAUGUGCUAGAAAGUGUCGAGAAAGUUUAUUGAUGUGUGAAGCAUUUUCAUAUGAACCCAAAAAUCAAAUGUGUUUGCUAACUGAUACUUCAGCAAUGUAUUCGAGUUUAGCCCAAAAAAUCACAUCACUGUAUUAUAGAAGACGUUUCUCAUCGAGUAAGUUGGUUCAAAAAUUUUACAAAAUUUAUUUUCAAAAUAUUUCAGAAGAUGUCGUUUUCGAGUCUAUCAAUUCGACUCUCUACGCUACAAAAUCCUCGAAAAAAGGUGUUAUUUGUGAUGAAAAUUUCAGCCGCGACAAACUUUCGUCAAUCUGCAAAAUUCUUGGAUUCGGGUAUCGUUUUAUUUUUUUUUUUAAAUAA
This is a messenger RNA of Caenorhabditis angaria, 1925 nucleotides long. The record is from the annotation of a GenBank genome assembly. NCBI's taxonomy places the organism in Eukaryota, Metazoa, Nematoda, Chromadorea, Rhabditida, Rhabditidae.